ACCUGCUCAUCGCACCGGAAGAACCGACUCGGCGGGGAUGGAGAAGUUUUCAAAGUACAGGGACCCUGCAACUGGGAUUCAGGUCUUCCUGACGCCGGUGCCGCCUGCUGGCUCCAGCUCAGCAGCAACGUACCUGCUAUCGCCGCUCACCCUGGUCCUCGCAACCCUUCGCGCUGCUCUUCUGAUCCUUGUGGCCGCCUUAUGGAGUCUCCUCAGCGUCACAGUGGGGGCAACCUCAGUCUCAAUACGUGGGGGGAUCAAUAGCAUCCUAGGACGAAUCUCGCUCCUUGCCCUUGGCUUCACAUCAAUCCAAGAAGAGAUCGUCUCUCUUCGCAGCCGAGGCCGGGCGUCUGCUUCUGCAGUCAUCGAAUCCUCUCGCUUCGAUCCAAAGAAGGGGGACGUCAUUCUCUGCAACUGGUCUUCCUGGGUCGAUGUCCUCUAUCUGGCUUCGCGUUUCAAUCCCAUUUUCCUACAGCCCAUCGUGACGAUCAACUCGGCGCUGGAGCAUGCAGAGGCAUCCUCUCAAUCAAAUUCUCGAUCGUCGGCGACACGGAGAAAAAACGCGACGAAGGGACAACAGUACCACGAUAUGUCCUCGCAUUCGCAACCGGCCGAAGAAACCAAGCCGCCAUCUGAGCGACUGCUCGGAUGGAAGAGGGCGACAGCGCUCCAGAUGGUCGCACAAGCCGGCCAAACGCCCACUGCGGGGGACAAGAGCGAAGCUAGCGAACUGGAAGCGAUUCUCAAGCAAGUCGAUCGGCCGAUCGUUAUCUUCCCCGAGCUGGUCACAUCCAACAACCGCGGGAUUCUCAAGUUCGACACCAGCGUCUUUCCCCAUUCUUGGCGCUCACUUUACAAAUACACUGGUGCACUGCGAAUGGGCAAGGGCCAACCGAACAUCUUCAUCAUGUCCAUCAGGCAUGACGCUCCAACGCCGCUGACGCCGACGUCCACGCUAUCGGUGCCCAGCACCUUUGCAUCACCGUUGCCUCACAUUCUUUCCAUGAUAGCCACGCCGUCUCUGACGCCCAGGACCCUGUCUGUGAGAAAGCUAGUCGGAGAUGAGAGCCCCACAAGUCAGACGUUCGUUGCCGAUGCGGGCGCCUCGAUGCAGCAGCGUGAGGGCGCACUCGUCAACAAGUGCGCGGAGCUGACGAGCUCACUCUCGCGGCUCAGACGGACAGGCCUUGGGUGGGAGGACAAGGAGGGCUUCCUGUCGCUGUACAGGCGAUGAAUCUACGUCGAGAUAGAAGGCUGCCUUAAGCAGGUCGCCAUCGAACCUUGUGCCCCCACGGAGAGCGCAC
Molecule: messenger RNA, 1304 nt
Organism: Acaromyces ingoldii
Lineage: Eukaryota; Fungi; Basidiomycota; Exobasidiomycetes; Exobasidiales; Cryptobasidiaceae
Exons: 8
Coding region: 38-1234 (398 amino acids)
Source: RefSeq, a predicted model, not a curated record